AUGACAGACGCCUCCUUACCUGUCAAGGCUAUCAACGCUCACGACCUCUCUCACCACGCUUCCCUGUCGGCCUUACACGCCGUGCCGAAUCACCACCAGCGUUUCGCUGCACCCUCGCACGACAAUGACCUCCCGGACGACGAUGGCCAGAUCGACUGCAUUUGUGGCUUUGCCGACGACGAUGGCUGGACGGUCGCAUGUGAUAUAUGCAACCGAUGGCAGCAUCAGUCGUGCUAUUACCCAGAAUAUGACGAGAUCUCUCUGCCGUCCAAUGUCGAGCACUACUGCGUCAAGUGCAAGCCCCGAUCUAUCGACUUGCACCGGGCGCAUUCACGACAACUCGAAAAGCGUGACCAGACAGAACCUCUCCAGAACGGUGUCAAGCGUGCGCCGCCGAAGAGUCACAAAAAGAAGGUUAAAGAGAAUGGCGUCGCCCACACGAAUGGCUGGCCUGUUGACAAGCUGAGACACGACCGAAACAGCGCCAGUCCUCGAGAUCAACCUCCACCUGCGAAAAGACCAAAGACAAGUCAUCGCAAUUCCGAUUCUACCACCACUACCACCACCACUAAAACCCACAGCCGGAAACGCAAUGCUUCUACCGCCCACCGCAGGAGUAUAUCACUGUCACCCGACUUUCCCAUUGAGCAAUAUUCGGAAAGCUUCUUGCAAUGCUAUCAAGAGGAUAAUUGGGAAGUCACAGAUACCAACUUACAUAGUUCCAUCAGCGUGACGAACGCCUUGUCGGACUGGCUCAACUCGUCGGACGAAGAGUUCCGAUCACGACACGGUCAGCCCAAGGGAGAAUUACUCAUGCGUUGGGAUGGCCAUCUGGAUGAAAUUCCGGGCAAAGCUCAGAUUGACAUUCAAGACCAGCAUGAUGCUGAUGUCGCGUAUGACGGUCGACAUCCUUCCUGGAGAGUGGUGACCGUACAAGAACCAGUUGCCAAUGGUGCAUACAUCGGCGAGCUCAAAGGUCAUGUUGGCUUCAAGGCAGACUACCAACAAGAAGAAGGCAAUAGGUGGCGACAACUGCGACAUCCAGAACCCUUUGUGUUCUUCCAUCCGAAAUUGCCCAUUGUCAUCGAUGCGCGCCACGAGGGCACAGAGCUGCGGUAUGUGAGACGCAGCUGCCAGCCCAAUGCACGCCUCCAGAUUCUGGUCACUGAUGGCGUGGAUUGUCAUUUCUGCUUCAUGGCCACGGAACAGAUUGAGCCCGGUGAUGAGAUCGCUGUCGGGUGGGACACUAGCAGUGGCCUACCGGAAAUGGUAAACCAGGGCAAGAUCUCUGAGGAGGACAUGGACCAUCUCUCUAGCUGGGUGUCCACCGCACUCGCUAACUGCGGGCCGUGUGCAUGCGCCUUGCCAAAGGGUGAUUGUAUGAUGUCGCGCUUCGACAAGAGGACUCACGGAGCCGCCGAAGCAGUAAAAGCACCAAAGCCGAAGAAGCGGAAAACUGGGCAGCAUAUAUCGCCAAUCAACACAAACACUGUGAACAGCCGAUCGGGGAGUGAAGCACGUAGGGUUGACCAUGAUGAUGAGACGGACUCCCCUUCGGCUUCUGGCUCUGCGGGCAGAGGUUCUGCGAGUCGAGACAUGACGCCAAAUACUCACUAUUCCACCAACGGAACUUCCACCUUGCCUGAGCUGUCCGAACGAGAAAAGAAGAAGCUGGCGAAAGAAGAGGAAAUGUUCCGACGUCAAGAGGAAGAGCGUGCUGGCAAGCAAGCAAAGAAGAAACGCAGCAGCGCAGGCUCAAACCUCAACACGCCGAGCGCCACGUCAUCGAAGCAGCUGGGCUUCCCUGAUAAAUCAAGCACAAAGUCUGCUGAUGCAGGUUCGUCACGGCAGCACGCAGCAUCGAACGCGAAGGCACCUGUUGGCCGGAAGCCGAAGUCCUCCAAACUGCAUGCGAAGCCAGCAGCGAAAGCGACCAAGCGCCCAAAGCCCGACUACCGUGAGGCUUCUACGCAGUGUGAUUUGGACCAGGAAGAAGCUGCACAACGCGCUCCCACACCAUCUUCUCGAAGACCUUUCAAGUCGCACCGGAAGCGGUUGCUCGAGCGUUGCGCACGUAAUAACAGCAUCCUGCUGGCAUCUGUGCCUCCCAGUCCGGCUUUUGAGCCCAAAGCUGCCCUACUUGAUAAGAUGGACGUAGAUCAAUCGGAGCUGCAGCGCGCGAAACAAAGCACACCAGAUCCAACAGCAGCUUCCGUGAAGUCUCCGUUAUCCAAAGCAACGGACGCCUCGACAGCUUCGAAUGCAGACCACGAUGCUGAGAUGGCCGAUGCUCCCAGCGACGUCAAGGUGGAAUCUCCCGUGGCAGGACACUCCACAGCAGGCGAUUCACCCGGCUCAACUCGAGACUCACAUCCUGACAAGCCCAGUCCUGCACCACCUUGGGAUUCCAAGCCAUCGACUGCGGACACUGCCAUCAACGGGUUGACGCAAAAGCCCAUGGGUAUGCGCCUACAGAUGCCACCACCACCGACCAAUCCUUUCGCCCUCCCACCAAUGCCGGGAUCUGCUGGCUCACCAAACACGGCAUCCAUCUCGCAAUCGCCUGCUGGCGUGGGUCCUGGACAGUUGUUCUCGCCAUCGGUCACUGCAGCCGUGACACCAAGUCCAGCGCGGAAAAAGAUGAGCUUGAGUGACUACACUCGUCGAAAGAAGAAGGAUGAUGGACCAAAAGUCGAGCGCGAUAGUAGCCCUGCUUCGACCGCGUCGGGCCCAAUCGUGGCCCCACUCCAACCGUCAUCUUCCAGUGAGGUGCGCGCUGCCGAAGGCAAUGCUGUCGAGGAAGACGUCAAGAUGGAAGAAGCACCGCAGGUCGAGAACGUGCCACCAUCCACUGCAGCUUGAUCCCCACUUCUUUGAGUGUUCAAUGUUGGUUCACAACACGUUCUAGCGCGGCGCAGGGUGUUCUACACUUUUUACGGCUCCAACCAGAAAGUUAUUUGAUGACUGCCGCCAGGGAGACGCGGCUUGGGAAGGCAGGGGAACCCUUUUUCCACUCCUCUUUAUGAUGGACCUGAUCAUGAUGAUCACGACCUCGGGCUCGCCGUACAUUAGAUCAGGCGAGCCGUAAACCUGUACUGUUAUCAGAAGACGACUAGCAAGCAUGACUUUUCUUGAGUAGCAUAGUCAAGCGCGAAUGAAAAAUGAAGC
This is a messenger RNA of Pseudocercospora fijiensis CIRAD86, 3168 nucleotides long. RefSeq lists its product as uncharacterized. The record is from RefSeq and is a predicted model, not a curated record. NCBI's taxonomy places the organism in Eukaryota, Fungi, Ascomycota, Dothideomycetes, Mycosphaerellales, Mycosphaerellaceae. Bases 1 to 2862 code for a protein of 953 amino acids. Gene Ontology annotation, molecular function: protein binding. The transcript has a single exon.